Messenger RNA from Helicoverpa armigera (cotton bollworm), 1365 nucleotides. RefSeq names its product glyoxylate reductase/hydroxypyruvate reductase. NCBI's taxonomy places the organism in Eukaryota, Metazoa, Arthropoda, Insecta, Lepidoptera, Noctuidae. Gene Ontology annotation, molecular function: hydroxypyruvate reductase [NAD(P)H] activity; glyoxylate reductase (NADPH) activity; hydroxypyruvate reductase (NADH) activity. The record is from RefSeq and is a predicted model, not a curated record. Bases 228 to 1268 code for a protein of 346 amino acids. Gene Ontology annotation, cellular component: cytosol. The transcript is spliced from 3 exons.
AUGAGCGUAUCAUCAUUUAUAAGUUCAACUAAGGGCAAGGUCAUUCUUGCUACGGUUGCUGCUCUUCACAUGACAAUAUACUUUGCUAAACCUUCGUUUUUCAAGAGCGAAAGUUCGACAAAAAGCCAAGUUACUCCGCCGAGAUACUUACCUGAGAAGUGAAUCGACCUUGAAUUUGCCGCGAACAAGGAAGCACGUAAACCGGCUGUGAAAUAACCUAUUGAUUGAUGAUUUAUAAAAGUGUAGCGUCGAUAGCUCCGUUCUUAGUCCGUAGUAUUGGUAGCGCGAGGAAGAUGAGCUCCGGAAGAUUCAAGGUGUUUGUGACCCGCUCUGAUAUGCCUAGAGGUGGCAUUGAUAUACUGAAGAAAGAAUGUGAUGUAACAGUAUCAAGUCACCCCUCAGUAAUGCCUAGGGACGAACUCCUCAAAUCUGUAGCUGGCACUGAAGCAAUCUUCUGUUCUCUAACAGAUAAGAUAGAUCAGGAGCUGCUGAACGCGGCCGGUCCAGGACUGAAAGUAGUGGGAACUAUAUCUGUAGGCCAUGAUCAUAUUGAUGUGCCCGAGUGCAGGAAGAGAGGCAUCAAGAUUGGAUACACUCCUGAUGUACUUACUGAUGCUACAGCGGAGUUGACUCUAGCUCUACUUCUGUCGACUUCUCGCCGUCUACCAGAGGCUCAGCAUGAAGCCCGCACAGGCGGCUGGAAGUCUUGGGCGCCAACAUGGAUGACGGGCCCUGGGCUUGCUGGUUCCACAGUCGGUAUCGUCGGCUUCGGCCGCAUUGGCCAGGCCGUCGCACGCCGCGUCAAAGCAUUCAACACUAACAAAAUACUCUACUUUAAUAGAAGUGAGAGACCAGAAGCGCAAGAAACGGGUGCCAUUAAAGUCAGUUUUGAUGAGCUACUCACACAGAGCGACUUCAUCAUAUGCUGUGCUGCUUUAGUUCCUGAAACCAAGGAGAUUUUUAACAAGGCAGCUUUUGAAAAGAUGAAGAAGACGGCUAUUUUUAUUAAUACCAGUCGCGGCGGUACUGUUGAUCAGGAUGCGUUGAUUGAAGCUUUGAAGAACAAUACUAUAAGAGCAGCAGGUUUAGAUGUGACUACUCCUGAACCUUUGCCUUUGGAUAAUCCACUUUUAAGCCUGCCUAAUUGCGUGGUGUUGCCACAUAUAGGCAGUGCAGCUAUAGAGACCAGAGACACAAUGAGUGAACUCACAGCAGAGAAUAUAUUGGCGGGACUUAAAGGCAGCGGAAUGCCUGCAGAGUUAAAGUGAUUAUAGCAAAUGUUAGUUAGAUAGAUUAAUGUAUUUAUGUAUUGACUUUUUUAGUUAUGUAUAUUUAAUAAUUUAAUAUAUUCUAUUUUAUUGUUAA